Messenger RNA from Triticum turgidum subsp. durum (durum wheat), 333 nucleotides. The record is from the annotation of a GenBank genome assembly. Lineage: Eukaryota; Viridiplantae; Streptophyta; Magnoliopsida; Poales; Poaceae.
AUGGCGGAUCCAGUGACCAUGCUAGGCAUGAAAGCCAUAGGAUGGGUAACAGCGCCUAUCGUCUCUGAGCUUUUCAAGAAAUGCGCCAACUACCUGAGCUUUCACGCGUCAGAGAAGUUACGACAGCUUGGUCCAAAAGUUUUGCUGAUCGAGAGGGCUAUGGAGGUAUUUGAGGAGUUCCCCAACAGGUCUCGUGUGAAGCAGCUCUUCAACGAUCUUAAGAAUGCUUUCUAUGAAGCCGAAGACAUCUUGGAUGACAUUGAGUAUCAUUGUCUCGAGAAAAAGAUCCAAGAUGACAAGUUCAAAUCAGAUGGCAUAAGAGAUGCUGGCUGA